AUGGCUACAGACAAGAUCACCUUUUUGACCAACUGGCACGCGACCCCGUACCACGCCCCCCUUUACCUCGCCCAGGCUAGAGGUUACUUCAAGGAUGAAGGCCUCAAGGUGGCUCUGCUCGAGCCUAAUGACCCUUCCGAUGUGACCGAGAUCAUCGGCAGUGGCAAGGUCGACAUGGGCUUCAAGGCUAUGAUCCACACCUUGGCAGCCAAGGCCCGCAACUUCCCGGUGACCUCCAUCGGCUCCCUCCUCGAUGAGCCUUUCACCGGAGUCGUGUACCUCAAGUCCAGCGGAAUCACCGAGGACUUCCGUUCGCUGAAAGGCAAGCGAAUCGGCUAUGUUGGCGAGUUUGGCAAGAUUCAAAUCGACGAACUCACCAAGUACUACGGCAUGACCGCAGACGACUACACAGCCGUCCGGUGCGGUAUGAACGUAACCAAAGCCAUAAUCCAAGGCGAAAUCGACGCCGGCAUCGGCCUGGAGAACGUCCAAAUGGUCGAACUGGAAGAAUGGCUCGCCACCCAAAACCGCGACCGCAGCGAAGUGCAAAUGCUCCGCAUCGACCAGCUCGCCGAACUAGGCUGCUGCUGCUUCUGUUCGAUCCUGUAUAUCGCGAAUGAUGCAUUCAUAGCCGCGAACCCGGACAAGAUCGCUGCGUUCAUGCGCGCCGUGAAACGCGCCACUGAUGCCGUCCUGGCGGAUCCUGCUGCCGCGUACCAGGAGUACAUUGAGGUCAAGCCGAUUAUGGCGACGCCGGUGAAUCGGAAGAUCUUUGAGCGCUCAUUUGCGUACUUCUCGCGUGACUUGAAGAACGUUCAGCGGGAUUGGACUAAGGUUACCAAUUAUGGAAAGAGAUUGGGGAUUCUCGAUGAGGAGUUUGAGGCCAAUUAUACUAAUCAGUAUCUUUCUUGGUCUCUGGAUGCAGACUCGACUGAUCCCACUGGUGACCAGAAGCGCAUGGCUGCGCUGCAGAAGGAGGUUGCUGCCGAUGGCGGUUAUAAGCGGCUCGAGGUUCAGGCUUCUGCUUAG
Messenger RNA from Penicillium paradoxum, 1029 nucleotides. Its product is annotated as NMT1/THI5 family protein. The transcript is spliced from 4 exons. Gene Ontology annotation, biological process: thiamine biosynthetic process. The record is from RefSeq and is a predicted model, not a curated record. NCBI's taxonomy places the organism in Eukaryota, Fungi, Ascomycota, Eurotiomycetes, Eurotiales, Aspergillaceae. The coding region runs from base 1 to 1029 and encodes 342 amino acids.